Molecule: messenger RNA, 706 nt
Organism: Dentiscutata erythropus
Lineage: Eukaryota; Fungi; Glomeromycota; Glomeromycetes; Diversisporales; Gigasporaceae
Source: the annotation of a GenBank genome assembly
AUGACUGAGACAAAAUUACUACAAUCCUCGGCAUUUAGGAAAGCCCUUUCCAAUCCACUAUAUAAAAUCUAUACAGCUAACAAUGAUAUUGACUAUGCAAUAAAUAGAGAGGCAAGUCUUGGUGUUGCUAUCAGCAUCACACCUUCUCUUAGACUAUAUAUUAGAAAUAUUAAAAUAAUUUCAGUUUCAACAAAUAUAUCUAAUAAAGUACAGACUAAAGCAGCACAAUUUAUUCAACAAGCUAAAGCAACAUAUCUAGACUUAAUAGUAGCUAGAGACUUUAAUAGUAACAUAAAUCAACCAAACCAAUCUAAAGUAGUGCCUAUUAUUACUCACUUCUAUCAAUUUGAGGACAAUUGGAUACAAUUUGCCAAACAGAUUAGGGAGAAUUUGAGAAGUUUUCCAAUUUCUAAUCUGGUUGUUAAUAACAGAGAAUUCCUAAACCACUAUACAAAUAUCUGGUACAGUAUAGUAAAACAAGCAGCCAAAAAUAAUAUACUAUCCUCUACCACUGAACUGAAAGUGUUUCAUAUACACUCCUUUAAGGCAGCUCAACUGCAUAGAAGACUAAAAGUAGCAAAUAAAACUUUAGCAAUAUUCAAGUCAGUCUAUCCACUGCUUAUGCCAGAAUACAUAAUAUCACAGAUAAAUAAGGAAUUGAAAACUCUGAGUGACCUAACAGGAAUUCUUACCUUAUUAGUUACAA